Molecule: messenger RNA, 2659 nt
Organism: Syngnathus typhle (broad-nosed pipefish)
Lineage: Eukaryota; Metazoa; Chordata; Actinopteri; Syngnathiformes; Syngnathidae
Gene: kcnh6b
Product: potassium voltage-gated channel, subfamily H (eag-related), member 6b
Exons: 10
Biological process (GO): regulation of ventricular cardiac muscle cell membrane repolarization; regulation of heart rate by cardiac conduction; membrane repolarization during action potential
Cellular component (GO): membrane
Molecular function (GO): inward rectifier potassium channel activity
Source: RefSeq, a predicted model, not a curated record
AUGGAACUUCUCAGCCCUUCCAAGAAGAAGGAUCGAUCCCAGAACGUCACAGAGAAAGUCACCCAGGUUCUUUCCCUGGAGUCCGACGUGCUGCCGGAACACAAACUCCAAGUCCCGGAGACGACGUGGUGGAUCUUGCUCCACUACAGCCCCUUCAAGGCCUUCUGGGACUGGAUCAUCCUUCUCCUGGUGCUCUACACGGCAGUGUUCACGCCAUACUCGGCGACGUUCCUCUUGGCCGAACACGGCGACGUGCGUCAGAGGAUCUGCGGCUACACGUGCAACCCGCUCAACGUGGCCGACCUGAUGGUGGACGUGCUGUUCAUCGUGGACAUCGUCAUCAACCUGCGUACCACCUACGUGGACCGUAACGACGAGGUGGUGACGCAGCCCGGCCGGAUCGCCAAGCACUACAUCAAGGGGUGGUUCUUCAUCGAUCUCUUUGCGGCCAUCCCUUUCGACCUUCUCAUUUUUAGGUCCGGCUCUGACGAGAUGGCGACCUUAACAAGUCUGCUGAAAACAGCUCGCUUGCUGCGCUUGGUCCGCGUGGCGAGAAAGCUGGACCGCUAUUCCGAGUACGGCGCCGCCGUUCUCUUCCUGCUCAUGUGCACGUUUGUGCUGAUCGCCCACUGGCUGGCCUGCAUCUGGUACGCCAUCGGCUUUGUGGAGAGGCCCUACACGGAGACGGGUUGGCUGGACAACCUGGCCGAACAACUGGGCAAGACGUACAGCGACAACGACUCCAGCUCCGGCCCGUCCGUCAAAGACAAAUACGUGACGGCUCUCUACUUCACCUUGAGCAGUCUGACCAGCGUCGGCUUCGGGAACGUCUCUCCCAACACGAACUCGGAGAAGAUCUUCUCCAUCUGCGUCAUGGUCAUCGGCUCUCUUAUGUACGCCAGCAUCUUCGGGAACGUGUCGGCCAUCAUCCAGCGGCUCUACUCGGGGACCACUCGCUACCACACCCAAAUGCUACGUGUCAAAGAGUUCAUUCGCUUCCACCAAAUCCCCGUUAGCCUACGCCAGCGACUUGAGGAAUACUUCCAACACGCGUGGUCCUACACAAACGGCAUCGACAUGAACGGCGUGAGUUCUACUCGAUGGUAAUUACCCGAGGAGUUCGCGUCACGGUGGUCUUCUCCUCCGCAGGUCUUGAAGGGCUUCCCGGAGUCCUUGCAAGCGGACAUCUGUCUGCACUUGAACCGAUCUCUGCUGCAGACGUGCAAGGCUUUCCGCGGAGGCAGCCAGGCCUGUCUCCGAGCCUUGACCACGAGGUUCAAGACGGUCCACGCGCCUCCGGGCGACACCCUCAUCCACUGUGGAGACAUCCUCGACUCGCUCUUCUUCAUCUCGCGAGGUUCCAUCCAGGUCAUCAGGGACGAUGGGGCGGUCGCCAUACUAGAGAAGGAUGACAUCUUCGGGGAGCCCAUCCACCUUUACGACGAGCCCGGGAAGUCAAAUUCCGACGUGCUGACGAUCACUUACUGCGACCUGCACCGGAUUCGGAGAGACGACCUGCUGGAGGUUCUGGAUGUCUACCCCGGCUUUGCCGACAACUUCUGGCGGAACCUGGACUUGACCUUUGACCUCAGGGAUGUAAGUUUGGGAAGAUUUCACCAGGCAGAUCAAGCGGCGCCGACAUUAACUGACGAUUCAGGGGACGACAGCGAUUUCCGUCACAGGUCGAGACGCAAAAUCCACUCUCUGGACUGCAGGAUCAGACCAGAUGGAAUGGAUCACGAGGAUCCCCACCCUCUUCAGUCCUGCCGCCAUCGCUGCUCUCCGCCCCAAGCCCGCUGGGAAGACGCUUGUAGCUGCGGAUCCCAGUGUUCCCAGUCCAGCGAGGACUUGACGAAACCUCUGGCUCAGGGCGCCCAAGUGGACUUUUACCCCUCCAAAGAAGGAAGACGGGAAUACGCCCCCUCGGAGGUGCAGCUGCUACAUCCCGGCGGCGCUUCAGUGGACCAGAAUCGUCAAGCGUCAUCUUUAAACGUGCCAGAAAUGUUGCACUACUGGACAGAUCGACGACCUCAACAGUCGUCCGGUCGGGCCUGGCGAUCAUCUUCGGUCCGCGACUCGUACCAUCCGCCACCUUUCAUCGAAGAGCGACCCAGCGAGCUCGAGUCUCAACUGGAAGUUUUGCAUUCACAGCUCAACAGAUUGGAGACGCGCAUGACGGCCGACAUCAACGUCAUCCUCCAGCUUCUCCAACGGCAGAUCGCUCCCGUCCCUCCGGCUUACAGCACCGUGUCAUCUCGGACACUCUCCACUGACUCCACGGGCCUUUACGGCGGCGGGACGCCGGUUCUGCACGCAAUGUACCCCGUGGCUCCCUCGCAGAUCGACAGCCCGACCUCCACCCACUCCGAUAUGAAAUUCACGGCAUCCGGCGGAACCCCCGAAACAGAUCACGGUUCAACCACGGCACGGCCGCCGCAUCCCGUGAACCGGGCCACGGGUGCCUCGCAACGUUACCCGUCGCUACCCGACAACCUGGACGUUACCUCAGGACUGUCUGAGAUCCAGAAACAUCUCUCAGAGCCCGUACUUCCUAACAAAACAGGCACUCGGCAGGGCAUUUGAAGCCGAAUGGACACGGCUAGCAAUAAAAAACAAUCACAUAUUAGGUGACAAAAAGGAUGAACGCUGUUUGGAUCGU